AUGUCUGCCGCUGACGAAGACAACAACCCGUUCGCCAACUCCGACGAUCUGGCCACGGACAACCUUCCGACGACAGAUCACUUUGCCGUCGUACUUGACUCUGACGGAGAAGCUGCUGUAGUGCCACAGCUGAAGAGCGCGUCCGCGAGCGGGAUCUCGUUCCCCAGCUUCAGAGAUAGCUACGACACAUCGUCAUAUACCGAGGAUGAUCCGGCGUCUGCGCCGCCCUCGAACCAUUCUUACGCGUCCAGGGUUGAGCAACUGCUGACAGAAAACCCCAAUCUCGAGAUCCUGAUUGUGGAUGCGGGAAAGAAUCAUGAAAUUGGUGGGGGGUUCAUUGCAUACACUAUCCGCACCGGCGAUUUAUCUGCUCGUCGUCGGUACUCGGAGUUUGAGAGUUUGCGCAAUGCGCUAGUCCGGUUGUUUCCCACUCUGAUCGUGCCUCCCAUCCCAGAGAAGCAUUCUAUGUCCGACUACGCCGCCAAGCCUACAAAGGCGAAAGAGGACUCCAGGAUCAUCGACCAUCGAAGACGGAUGCUGGCGGUGUUUCUCAACAGAUGUCGUGCGAUGAAGCAGAUCAGAGAGCACGCAGUAUUCCAGAAAUUUCUUGAUCCGAAUGUCAGCUGGAUUGAGGUACUCAACUCUCCUCCUUUGACCCUGAUUCCCAAAUACGUCCUGCGCGCGCCGCCGCUCAACACCGCUGCGCCUACUCCCGCCCACGCCUACUUACCGGUUCCGACAUCGUCCGCACGUCUGCGAGACGGUGACGAGAUGGAGUUUAUGCACGCCGAGCUGAACGCCAAGGAGUACGAGAUAAUCAUGUCGAGUGGGAUCGAGAAGGUAGACAAGCGGCUGCUACGACGUCUGGGUGAUAUCGCGGCCGCGCUUGCAGAGCUAGGGGCGCGAUACAACGCCUGGAGUCUGAACGAGUCCGGCUCGCUUGCUGCGGCGAUUGAAGGAGUUGGGCAGGCGGUGGACGGGACAUAUAUCGCUACCGAGGAACUGAUAUCGUCGCUCUCGUCGUCGUUCGCGGAGCCCUUGGGCGAGUCUGCGCAAUUUGCUGCGGUCGUGCGCUCGGUGCUCAAGUAUAGACAUCAAAAGGCGCUGCAGUUUGAGAUGACGCUGAACUCGCUUGCGCUAAAGCGGAAUAUCCUCGCCGGUCUGGAGCGCACGGAGAUGGAGUCGCAGCGAAUCAACGACUACUUGCUGCACCGGGACCUGAUUCCCGAGGACGUCGCGAGUCCGAUCGCGAGCGUGCCGGAUGUGCCGCUGGAUUCGGAGGAGAUUGCGAAUGCGCCGAGCACGGACGCGUACGCGUCUGCUGUGACUGAGGAGGAGGUCGUGAACGGGACAGCGUUGGCGGAAGCAGCGCCGGCGGCGGCGGCGGCGGCUGAUGAGAGCGGGACGGUGCUGAGGCCGAUGGUGGACGAGGAGUCGUUCCCGCCUACGCAUGCGGACUCGACCAUGCUCUCGCCUCCGCGGCCGGCGAAGAGGGGGAACGGGUUUAAGUUCCCGGGGAUCGGCAAGCUCAGCGACGCGAUCCACGGCAUCGUCGACGUUGAUCCUGAAGCGACGAGAAGGAACAACAUCGGCAAGACAAAGGAGGAGAUUCAUAUUUUCGAGCAGGCUUUGGGCGUGGCUGAUUCCGACUUGAAGCAAGCUUCAGAGUCGGUGAAGGCUGAUCUGGCGCGGUAUCAGAAGACAAAGGAGCAGGAUCUGAGGAGAAUAAUGAUCGCAUACGCGAAAUGCCAUGUAGUGUGGGCGCGCAAAAAUCUAGAGACAUGGGUGGAGGCGAAGCAGAAGAUAGAGAAGAUCAAGGUGAAGUGA
Molecule: messenger RNA, 1827 nt
Organism: Myxozyma melibiosi
Lineage: Eukaryota; Fungi; Ascomycota; Lipomycetes; Lipomycetales; Lipomycetaceae
Product: autophagy protein Atg20
Exons: 6
Coding region: 1-1827 (608 amino acids)
Biological process (GO): retrograde transport, endosome to Golgi
Molecular function (GO): phosphatidylinositol binding
Source: RefSeq, a predicted model, not a curated record